Linum trigynum is the source of this 1854-nucleotide messenger RNA. Lineage: Eukaryota; Viridiplantae; Streptophyta; Magnoliopsida; Malpighiales; Linaceae. The record is from the annotation of a GenBank genome assembly.
CGCCAUGUCAGACUGGGAACUGCACAAGGAAGAUGUGGUCUGUGUUUUUUCGGGAGCGGGCUUGGAGACCGCAGGAUCAGGCGGCGAUCCAGCGGCGGACAGCUUGCCACCUCAGCGAUCCUCGCCACGGAUCAAAGACCGCAGCUGACAGGUGCGGUCAGCGCCUCGAUCCUCGUAGAACGCAUCGGGAGGGUGUGGUUUCUGGCAGGGCAAAAUUACCAGACCGCCCCUGGAUGGUGUGGUCUGAGUAGUAUAAAUACCCCUCCCCCUCUAAUUUCUUCACACCACAACCCAUUAUUCACUCUCUCUCUAAAAUUAUCUCUCUAACCCCUCCCCUCCCAAAAGCCUAGGAAAUAGUGGUCUGUUGGUUGCGGCUAAGUCCGAUCUGCCAUCAGAAAACAUUUCUUUGGUUUUUUCCUCAAAACCCGCCGAAUUUCUGUCCGACUUUCGCGAAAAAAUGGAGGAGUGGUUCCAAGGAGAGGAAGUUUAUUAUGACGAAUUUCAAGCGGUACGUACUCAUUAUUCUGGUUAAUUUUUGUUUUUGUUAUAUACAACCAACGCUAUUAUUUGGAUCAAUGACCUAUUGAUCCAAGUUGGAUAUUAUGUGUUAGAUAUUACAUUUUAAUUAUGAAUUUCAUGUAGUUAUCCACUUAUCUAAAAUCUACACACUCACAUUUUACAUACUAUAUGUUGUACUUAAUCUAUUUUAGCUAUUUUAGAGGGUGUGUCAAAAACUUACGAUUUUACGCUUUGAUUCUACGUUUUACGAUUUUACCCAUUUCCCGCUUCUAGGUAGAAUCGUGCUUUUAACUGCAUUGGAUCCAACCGACUUGUACGACCAAACCAACCAUCGUUCAAGGGAUGUUUGGAACGAUCACUAGGUACAUACAAUUCUUCAUCAUUUGUCUUUCUUUUAUUUUGCUAAUGUACUUAGUGGAAUAUAAAAUAAUUUAAUCAUAUUGGUUAUUUUCAAUAAUUUAAUCGAUUACAUAGCACCACUUACUUCGACUCUUUAUAAAGAGAUCCACAUCUAAGGAAAUGGGGUUUUAAGAGAUUAUCAUGAUCCUCCCAUUUCCUGAGAAAAUUGGGUAUUUAGGGAUCCACGGAUCCCCCCUUUUUCUAUCAAAAAGGCUGCGUUUCUAAGAAGAUGUAUACCUCUUCUAAGAGUCUAAUGAGUGUUGCAUUGUAUUCGAUUAAAUUAUUCUUCAUAUGACGGGAAAGAUUGAUGACGAGUGGUUGGCAUGGUCCGGUUGAACUUCUUCUUCAUGUGACGGGAAAGAUUGAUGAUGACCUUCACCUUGCUCUUGGUACUGAAAAUAGGAAUGAGGAUCAUGGUAACUUUGGUAGGGAUGAUCUCCAUAUAAUUCACCUCCACCAUGGAUACUAGAUGUUUGACCGCCUCCAGAAUGACCUCCAACGCCUACGAUCGGCUCGGUGUAAACGAAAAUCUCGGCUUUGGAAAGAUUGUUGGACCUCAAGAAUUCGAGCAUAGCAUCUACCUCAUCCUGAGUGGUUAUGAUAUAUUACUCGUGCCACAAAGACCCGCCGCCUUCUCUGUUUUGAUAUCGGUACACCAUACGAUCAACUCUUCUCGUGCCAUCCAUGCAAGUAACGUUAGUAAACAUUUGAUAGAGGUCUUCAAGCAUCGGUCUGGUAGCGACCUUUAUUUUCUGAAAAUUGCCACCGACGUAGGUGACCCCCUUUCCGCUCUCUUCCGUGUAACCAUUCCACCGUAACCCAAGCGUGAACUUUUGGAAUACCAUCUGCAAAAAAAAGUAGUUCAACUAAUAUCAUAAAAAUCACAAUUCACAAUUCACAAUAAAAAGUAAUACAAAAUAAACUUAUGAGUUAACG